Molecule: messenger RNA, 447 nt
Organism: Rotaria socialis
Lineage: Eukaryota; Metazoa; Rotifera; Eurotatoria; Philodinida; Philodinidae
Source: the annotation of a GenBank genome assembly
AUGGUCGAACCACUUUUCCAACAGAAGCUAAAUUAUAAUUUUAAAUUCAAUUUCAAUUCAAUUUUAUUUUAUUUAGAAUUGGUCGAUCAACUUCUCCAACGAAAGAAUUCGUCGACCAACUUCUCCAACAACCGAUUUAGUCGUUCGAUUUCUCCAACAAUAAGAAUACAAGUGGCCGUAUUAAGUGAAACAUGUAUGUGUAAUGCUGGUGUGAAAGUAGUUAACGACUAUACGAUGAUCUAUUCAGGCGCACCACAUGAAAUGAAAACACGAAAGGCUCCUGGUGUCGCAAUAUGUCUUGAUCAAAUUGCUGCAAAGGUUUGGAAAGAUUCUGGAAGUGAAUGGGAGCCAAUCAGUGAACGCAUUGUAAAAAUUAGAUUACAAUGCACUCCUAUUCAUAUUACAGUAAUCGCUGCCUACUCUCCAAUCAAUGUUGAUUGUGUCAUC